Molecule: messenger RNA, 405 nt
Organism: Caenorhabditis remanei
Lineage: Eukaryota; Metazoa; Nematoda; Chromadorea; Rhabditida; Rhabditidae
Exons: 2
Coding region: 1-405 (134 amino acids)
Source: RefSeq, a predicted model, not a curated record
AUGCACGCCUAUAUAAGCCCACCCAUCCGUUCAAUACUCAAAAAAUGCGCUCUCUCUCAUCUUCAAAUCCUCGUCAUUUUCUGUAUUCUCUCCGGAGCCGUCAACGCCAACAUUUUCGGUGACAUCCUGGAUACAAUCGGAGGAUGGUGGGAUGCUUAUGGGGAGCACACUUGCGCCAAUAUGAAGUUUUUACGAUCCGAGAACUACACAGCUGAAUAUAAUCCACAGGUAUAUGGAGGUUUCUUCUUUGGACUCUUUUCCUGCGACAAAUACGACGAUGCCACCGAGACGCCGGCAACAACGACUCCAGACUACGACAAUUGGUAUUUUGAGAGCUGGAAGAAACUUGGAUUCACUAUAAGACAGACUGUCGAAAAGAUCGUUUAUAAGUUGAGAAGAAUGUGA